GACGCGCGACGCAGCAAGGUGAAAUCGUACCGGUUCACCGACGGCGAAUGGAAGGAACGAGGACUCGGUCCGAUUAAACUUCUCGAGCACAAGACGUCUAAAAAGAUUCGCGUGCUCAUGCGCCGGGAUAAAACGCUGAAGAUUUGCGCCAACUUUUACGUGCAACAAGAAUCCAAGGUGGCGGAGCACGCGGCGAGCGAAAAGGCGUGCGUGUUCACCACGGUGGAUUGCUCGGACGGCGACGAACGCCCGGAGCUUUACAACAUGUGCAUCAAGUUCGGAAGCGCGGAAAAGUGCGAACUCUUCACGGCGGCGUUCAAUGACGCC
Molecule: messenger RNA, 327 nt
Organism: Ostreococcus lucimarinus CCE9901
Lineage: Eukaryota; Viridiplantae; Chlorophyta; Mamiellophyceae; Mamiellales; Bathycoccaceae
Exons: 1
Biological process (GO): intracellular transport
Cellular component (GO): cytoplasm; nuclear pore
Molecular function (GO): GTPase activator activity
Source: RefSeq, a predicted model, not a curated record